ACCCAGUGGAAGGCUUCAUACCCCAGGCAGGAGAGGGCAGGCAGCCCCAGGACCAGCGCAACACUCCCGCUCUGUGCGUACAAAAAGGUGAUCACAGGUUAGAGCCCGGGGAGCUCUGUGCCGCCCGCUUAUGAAGUCGAUGGGAAACAAGCCCCACUCGUUAAAGUUCCGCGGUAAAACUAUCCAGGCUGUUGCGCGGUCCGGUGUCAGUGGAACAUGUCAGUCGGGCAGUCUGAAGUCAGCAGAGACCCAAUAGCUGCGGGUGUGGCCCAGAAGGAAGAGAGCGGGCCGCUGGGAGACUGAGGCCGGAGGAGGAGGACGGAUCUCUGGGCGGCUCCGCUCCCGCUGCUCAGCUGUUGCUGUCAUACAAACGUGUCCGGAGCCACUGCAGGCUCUUCGGGAUUCGACCUGUCAACAAGUAAACAGCUGCCAUGGCCUCAGGGGGAGCCUCAGCCCCAGGAGUCACCCAAUGGGCCACUAAGGUGGAGCUGACCAUCUCCUGUGACAACCUCCUGGACAUGGAUGUCUUCUCCAAGUCUGAUCCUCUGUGCGCCUUGUAUAUCAACACUUCAGGCUCCCACUGGUAUGAGUUUGGACGCACCGAGAUGAUCCUGAACUGCCUGAAUCCAAAGUUUGCCAAGAAGUUUGUCGUCGACUACUAUUUCGAGAUGGUGCAGAAGCUGAAGUUUUGCGUGUAUGACAUCGACAACAAUACCUAUGACCUGAGUGAUGAUGAUUUUCUGGGGGAGCUUGAAUGCACCCUGGGUCAGAUUGUUUCCAGCAAGCAGCUGACUCGGUCUCUGUUGUUGACAGACAAGAGGCCUGCAGGUCGGGGGACCAUAACAAUCUGUGCUGAAGAAAUAACAGACACAAGAGUGGCUGAAUUUGAGGUGUCUGGCCGCAGGAUGGACAAAAAGUAUUUGUGGUGGUCCGACCCUUUCCUGGAGUUGUACAAGCAGACGGAGACCGGCUGGCAGCUGGCUCACAGGACAGAGGUUGUGCACAACAAUCUAAACCCAAUAUGGAGACCCUUCCGCAUCUCUAUGCGAUCUCUCUGCGGAGGAGAUGUGGAGAAGCCCAUUAAGGUGGACUGUUACGACCAUCGCGUCAGUGGCUCCCAUGAUCUCAUUGGAAGCUUUCAAACCACACUGGCAGAGUUGCAAGUGGGAACACACAUUUCCCCGGCUGAAUUCGAGUGCAUAAACCCGAAAAAGUUAAAGAAGAAAAACUAUAAAAACUCUGGGGUCAUUUGCGUCAAGCGCUGCCAGUUGGUGAAGGACUACACCUUCCUGGAUUAUAUCAUGGGCGGUUGUCAGAUCAACUUCACUAUCGCCAUUGACUUCACAGGCUCUAACGGGGAUCCAAGCUCUCCACGCUCCCUCCACUACGUCAACCCUGAUGGCUACAACGAAUACCUGGCAGCCAUCUGGGCAGUGGGUAAUGUCAUCCAGGACUAUGACAGUAACAAAAUGUUUCCUGUCUUUGGUUUUGGAGCCAAGAUCCCUCCCUCCUGGCAGGUUUCCCACGAGUUUCCCAUCAAUUUUAAUCCAGCAAAUCCAUUCUGUGCAGGCAUAGAGGGAGUGGUGCAGGCCUACCAGCAGUGUCUACCCCAGCUGAAGCUCUGGGGUCCCACCAACUUUUCUCCGGUUAUUGACCACGUCACCUGCUUCGCCAAACAAGCUCUCCGGCAGAACACGGCCUCGCAAUACUUCGUGCUGCUCAUCAUCACAGAUGGAGUGAUCACAGACAUGGAUCAGACAUGUGCUGCGAUAGUAGAGGCCUCCCGUCUGCCCAUGUCCAUCAUCAUAGUGGGCGUGGGCGAUGCUGACUUCAGCGCAAUGGAGUUCCUCGACAGCGACGACAAGCUGCUGCGUUCGCCGACCGGUGACACCGCUGCGAGAGACAUCGUCCAGUUUGUGCCCUUCAGGGAUUUCCAAGGAAACAGCGUGGCCCUCGCCCAGAGCGUCCUGGCAGAGCUGCCCGAUCAAGUGUCCUCCUUCUUCAAUUCUUACAAGCUGAAGCCCCCAAAUAUAUCCAGUGUUUCUGAGCCGUCUUAGAAAGGUGGGAUAAUUAUCCCAAAUACCUCAUAUCUACCACAUGCCUGCAUCUUGUGCACCCUCUUAACUAAGUUGCCUGUAUGAAUGGUGCAAAGCAACACCAUGAAUUGAUAUUUUACAGCUUGUGCUGUCGCGUGUAGAGGAAGACAAUUAUGGUCAAAUCAAAGAUUGUAUAUAUAUUAUGUUUUGAAAUUUGUUUUGAAUUGUUGAAGAUGAAUUCCUGUGACAUGAUGCCUUGUAAUGCAUGAAAUCACCAAGCAAUCGUAAUAAAAGUAAUCACACUUUGCACUACGAGCGUUUCACUGUGACAUGCUCCGAUGGAUCUGUUGAUUAAAUCGUUGUUUAAAUGUUUUCCAGUCCUCUCCAUGUAUGAGCUUGUUUCACUGUUACUGUUACUGUUACUUUGCAGACUCUCUAGUCUCUCACUGCUCUAACGUCUUUGAUUUGUGUGCGAAAGCUGUGUGGUCUUUCAGUGUGUGUCCAGGCAGUGAGCCUCUAGGAAAGUCUUGUGUCAGCAACCGCACCAUCGAUCUAAACUGACACAGUUCCUUUCUACAGGCGCACUGGGAGUCAUCACGUCUGUUCUCCAGCCAUUAAGUAAAUGUGAUUUAAUAAAUGUUUGAAUGAUCAAGGAGAACCGUGUUAGCAAGACAAGCAAGGCUGAGUGUCCACAGGUGUAGCGUCAGUAUAUGCUGCUUCUUAUUUAACACUUGGAAAUAUCUAAAUAAAUAAAAGGUAAAAUAACCUAAAUAAAUAAUUGUUAAAAUACAUAAAUGAAUAUAUAUAUAAAUACAUUUAAAAUUUGUAAAUACAUGUUAACAUAUAUAGACAAGUAAAUGUUCAAAUACACGAAUUAAUAGAUUUUAUAUAUAUAGAGGAUUAUAUAAGUAUAUGUAAAAAUACAUAAAAAAUAUAAAUGGAUCAAUGGAUUCUAUAAAUACAUGUACAAAUAUCACAAUUUAAAAGUACAUCAAUGACAUUUACAACAAUACACAAAUAAAUAGAAACAUAAAUAUUGCAUAAUUUUGGAUGUAUUCACUUGUUUAUUUCUGCAUUUAUUAUUUUUUUGGGAAUGUGCACAGGCGGUAAUGCAAAGUAUGAUUCCAGUUACAACUGCUGUAAUAUGGACAAUAUGUGAUGAGAUAAAUAAGAGAAGAGAAGAGACCAUAAAGACAAUUCUUCCUCUGA
Messenger RNA from Limanda limanda (common dab), 3245 nucleotides. Its product is annotated as copine-3-like. Gene Ontology annotation, biological process: cellular response to calcium ion; ERBB2 signaling pathway. Gene Ontology annotation, cellular component: plasma membrane. Gene Ontology annotation, molecular function: calcium-dependent phospholipid binding; receptor tyrosine kinase binding. The transcript is spliced from 17 exons. NCBI's taxonomy places the organism in Eukaryota, Metazoa, Chordata, Actinopteri, Pleuronectiformes, Pleuronectidae. The record is from RefSeq and is a predicted model, not a curated record. Bases 432 to 2057 code for a protein of 541 amino acids.